AUUAUUUUUAUUUCAAUAAUGUUAUUAUUUCAUACAAAUCCAAGAAAAAGAUCAACUUUGAUAGCUAUUACUAUCUUAUCUAUAUUAGUUAUUUGUAUUCAACUUAUUCCAUAUGAAUAUGAUUCUCUAUCUUUAUCAAAUAACAUCUUGAAUUGGACUGUUACUACUACUACUACAAAUGAUGACAUAGUAAAAGAAGAAAAAUUCCUUACUUAUUUACCUUAUUCAAGAUUCUCAAAUCAACGUGGUACUUUAUUAAAUGCUGCUUUAUUAGCAAAAUAUUUGGAUAGAACACUGGUGGUUCCUCCCAUGUUUUUAGGUUAUGCUAAUGGUUGGUCUCCUGGUCCUUUACUCUAUCCUAUUUUAGAACAUAUGACUGAUCCUCGAUUACAAGAUAAAUGUUUUGAUGAACAAGGUCAACUUUUACCUGAUGAACCAAAUCCACCUGAAGAACCUUAUUUAUUGGGUUGUUCCAAUUUUACUGCUUAUGCUAUGGUACCUUGGAGUUCAGUAACUGAUUUGAAUCUUUUAACUCGACCUGAAGAAAAAGGUGGACUUGGUAUCAAGAUUAUUGAACGCUCAGAUAUGUCUCUUACUACAUUAAAACAACAAUUAAAUUUGAAAGAUGAAAAUGAUAUGCUUCUUAUGAAGGAUUCUACGCGAUAUCAAUGGCAUUUUUAUCAAGAUGAUGGUGAACCUUUGGUACCCAAUCCACGUUAUCUCAACGAAGUAUCAUUAGAUCAACUAAACGAAUAUCAACAUCGAUUAAUACAUUUUUAUGGUAUAUUUGGAUUUGAUCGAAUUCGAUUAACAACACCUGAAAGUGAAGAAUAUAGGCUAAGAAUACAACAAGCACUCCUUUUCAGUCACCCCUCUAUCAUGGACGCAUCAUCCAUUAUUCUUGAACAAUUAUUAGAUGGAUUAGUCAAAGAUAAGACGGAUAUUAUACCACUGGAUUCAAGUCAAGCUCAAGAUCAAGCUUCUUCUAACAAAAUUUUACCUCGAUUUGUGGCUGCUCAUGUACGUGCUGGUGACGCGGAUUUCUUGAAAGGAUUAAAGGAUCGUGUACCCGAAUUUGUAUAUCAAAUUUGGGAUAUUAUGACUGGAAAUGAAACUAUGGUGAAUGAUUUAAUUGGAAAUACAAAUAACAAAUUGAUGAACAAUACAAAACAACAACAUGAUAGACCAUUACCCAAAGCACCUACUUCUAUUAGAAAACAAUUAGCACAUUUGAAUCUGCAGGAUCGGCUUAAAAGGUGCACAGCUUUAGAACAAAUGAUAUUAUAUGUUGCUACGGACGCCCCAUCACCAAGAACCAACGCGGAUUUAGCUCCUAUUUUUGAUGCAUUUCCUUGUACUUUUGUUAUGGAUGAUUUCGAUCGAACUUGGUAUGAACCUCUUACUACUAUCAAAUCUUCUUUGGAUCCUCAUAAACCUUUAGCUGAUCAUCUGGUUAUGUUUGUGGAUGCUACUGUAUGUGCAUGGGCUGAAAGAUUUGUUGGUACUAGAACUUCUACUUUUUCAAAUUAUAUUAUUCAAUAUCGUCAUUCUAUUGUGGAUCGAAUUAUUGAAAAAGAAGGUCUCGAUUCAUAGUUCAUAUAUAUAUAUAUAUUUUGUACAUAGAAAAGAAUUUCACUUUUUUUUUUUUGUUAGUUAUUUAUACAUUUUUUUUUUAUAUGACCAAUAAAAGAAAUAUCUUAUCUCUCACUAUUGAAUUCCCAGCA
Molecule: messenger RNA, 1724 nt
Organism: Halteromyces radiatus
Lineage: Eukaryota; Fungi; Mucoromycota; Mucoromycetes; Mucorales; Cunninghamellaceae
Exons: 3
Coding region: 19-1593 (524 amino acids)
Source: RefSeq, a predicted model, not a curated record